Anthonomus grandis grandis is the source of this 1041-nucleotide messenger RNA. RefSeq lists its product as uncharacterized. Bases 119 to 925 code for a protein of 268 amino acids. NCBI's taxonomy places the organism in Eukaryota, Metazoa, Arthropoda, Insecta, Coleoptera, Curculionidae. The transcript is spliced from 6 exons. The record is from RefSeq and is a predicted model, not a curated record.
AUUAACUUGUGCUCGAAAAAAAACUAAUAAAUCACUAAAGAUUAAGAAGAACAUCCUUCGAUAAACGUUCCAUUCAUGCUUACGUCGGAUUUUAAAAACGGAAUUUCAGUACAAAAAAAUGGCCGUCACCGCCGCUAGUAUAUUGCAUGACAUUAUUGUAUUUGUGCAAACUUUAAUUCAUGUACAAAAUGGCGUACAUCAGCUUUGGGACUCGAGGAGCUUUAACCUUAGCCAGUAUGAAGGCAUGGAAGGUUUCUUAACGAUUGAAAACCCUACAAUGUCCCUUACGAUGGGUCCCUUCGAGGUGUUUUCUUUUGCCAAAGUUGUCGAAGACGAUAAUGGCGAUUUUCAGGCGUGCAUCGAUAACGUCACCUUUCCUCAAUUCAAUUUCACGUUUAAUUAUGAAGCCGACGUUGGGAUAAAUGACGAGAUACCGUUUUAUGGGAAAGGGACAUAUGAAGGUAAAAUGACUGACGUGCAAACAACGUUUUGCUGGUUACUUGCCUCUACGGCAGACGAGAUUCUGGAUUUUGAUAUUAGGGUCAUAUUUAGGCAUCAGCCGAGUUUUUUGACAGGAGUGUUUUUCAAUAAUGAAAUUGAUGGAGCGGUGGCCAACUUGUUAACCUUAGCCAAAAGGUUGCUUGCAAUGUGGAACAAUUAUGAAACUGAGUGUGCCAGCGUAUGCUUGCUAAAUCCAGUUUUUUAUUUUAUGACGAAUAUUUUGAUUUAUGAUAAGGAUAAGAGUGCGGAGCUCACUUUUGAGGAGUGCAGUUGUAUUCAUCAAAUAAUUCAAAACUCCCAUGACAUAUUUGGACCACACCGAGAAGUAAAUCUUCAAAACAUUUUUAAUUAUGCACUAAUUUUGUUUGAAGACGCUUUAAAUGGUGGAUUACAGCUGAACCAAUUGGAAAGUAUAUUACCUUAGAUAAUAAUUAUUACAUUUAUAUAAUUAAAUCGAAUAUUAUUAUUUAUUUUUUUUGUAUCUUAGUUAGUUAAUUAGAUAAUAGGAAUUUCCGGAUGAUUAGGUUUGAUAAAAUCAGA